AUGCAGAACGCGGCUCCGCUCCUCCUCCUCGGCCAAGCAUGGCGUGCAGGCCAGCGGCAGGCCAUGGCCAUCUCGUGCUUGCUGCGCCACCGCGACGACGCUGCUAGCGCCCGGUCGCUACACGCAGCUGCAAACGAAUCGACGUCACACGAAAGCUCGCAAGCGGUGCCUCAAGUGCCGACGGUGGGGCUCGGCCAGGCGCUGCCGCACCUCACUCGCACGGGUUGCAUUUACCUCGACUACAACGCAACCACGCCCAUUUUCCCAGAGGUGGCGAAUGAAAUGGCGCCCUUCGUGUUUGAGCACUUCGGGAACCCAAGCAGCGGCCACGUGUACGGCCGAGCGUGCAAAUCGGCGCUGGACACGGCACGUCAACGUGUGGCUGCACUCAUUGCCGCGGCAUCCCCCUCAGAGGUGCACUUCACAUCCUGCGGCACCGAGUCGGACAACUGGGCUGUGUACGGAGCCGUGAUGGCGGCACGCGCGGCGGCGGCGGGGGCUGCGGGGGCUGCUGGGUACGUGCCGCAUGUGGUGGCGAGCGCGGUCGAGCACCCAGCCGUGCUGGCGCACCUGACCCACCUGCAGGAGCAGGGCCUGCUGAGCUACACGCUGGUGCCCGUGGACGGCGAGGGGCUGGUGUCGCCUGCCGACGUGGCGGCGGCCGUCACGCCCGCCACCUGCCUGGUCACAGUCAUGCACUCCAACAAUGAGGUGGGCGCCGUACAGCCCAUCGCGCACAUCGCCGCAGCCGCCCGCGCCGCACAUGCGCGCCUCACAGCCGGCGGCGGCGGCGCUACCAGCCCCAGCCCCAGCCUCAGCCCCAGCAGUAGCACUGGUGGCAGUAGCAGUGGCACUAGCGGCAGUAGCUGGCGGCCUCGGCUUCUGGUGCACAGCGAUGCGGCUCAGAGCACGGGCAAGGUGGAUCUGGAUGUGGGGGCUCUGGAUCUGGAUCUCAUGACGCUGGUGGGACACAAGUUCGGAGCGCCCAAGGGCGUGGCGGCGCUGUAUGUCAGGCACGGUACCGCCCUGCCCAACUACUUUUACGGCGGCGGGCAGGAGGGCGGCCGCCGGGCGGGCACCGAGAACGUCAUGCAGGUGGUGGGUCUGGGCGCGGCGGCUGCCAUCACGGUGCGCGAGCGGCGGCAGCUGCAGACCCACAUGGGCGACAUGGCGCAACGGCUGCUGGCGGCGGUGCGGGCACAGGUGGCGCCGGCAGAGCAGGACAAGCUGCGUCUAAACGGCCCAGCCGACCCCACCCGCCGACUGCCCAACACGCUCAGCCUCAGCAUCCGCGGCCUCAACAGCGGCGCGGCUCUGGCGGCGUUGUCGGGGAGGCUGGCGGCGUCGGCGGGCGCGGCCUGCCACUCGUCGGGCGCGGCGUCGGUGUCGGCUGUACUGCGAGCUAUGAAGGUCCCCACCGACUACGCCACGGGCACGCUGCGCCUGUCCACUGGCCGCCACACCACGACAGCCGAGGUGGACGAAGCGGCGGGACUCAUUGUGGCGGAGGCGAGGAGGCAGGGCGUGCUGGCGCACUGAGGUCUGGCAGGGCUCGCGCGCGGGGCGUGCGACUUAUGGCUUUAGUUUUUGGGGUUUGUGUGGGUAAGGCCCGAGAGAGGGGAACGGCGCGUACCGUGAGGCGAAGAGCUUGGGGGCGGGAAAAUGUGCUCGGUGCGCCCGGGUGUGCGCGAGGUUGGAGCUGGUGUGGGAGGCCGGCUGGCGGCGCGCGGCCGCGCUCCUGCAACUGCGAGGAGCCGGGCUGCAAAAUCUGCAGUAACCGUCGGAGGAGGCUGGAGAGGAGGAUGAGGGGACGAAAACGAAUAUUGUGUGAGGAGGAGGAGGUGCCGUGGAUGCCAGGUGGCCUGGGA
Chlamydomonas reinhardtii is the source of this 1868-nucleotide messenger RNA. RefSeq lists its product as uncharacterized. The coding region runs from base 64 to 1539 and encodes 491 amino acids. NCBI's taxonomy places the organism in Eukaryota, Viridiplantae, Chlorophyta, Chlorophyceae, Chlamydomonadales, Chlamydomonadaceae. The transcript has 10 exons. Gene Ontology annotation, cellular component: cytosol; mitochondrion. The record is from RefSeq and is a predicted model, not a curated record. Gene Ontology annotation, biological process: iron-sulfur cluster assembly. Gene Ontology annotation, molecular function: cysteine desulfurase activity.